GCACGGCUCAGUAUACUGCGUGGCAGCCUGGACCGCAGGCGCCUCCGGUCGAGGACACCCAGUUCGCGGUUGCGUGUCUGUGCGGCGCGGGUUGCACACACAGUGCGCUUCGUCCGGAGAGAGCGAGGGAGGCUUUUUAGGACGCGUCGCGGCCACGGCGACCCCCGCGUUUCCACCGACCUGCCGUUGCACCACCGUGGCCAUAAACUUCCGACUUCGAGCCUCCGGGAGCUCUCAUCGUCCAUUCAUAAAGUUCGAACUUCGCCGUGUCGCGGGGACAAAUGGGAAUUCGAACUUGGUAUCACCUGCGACCUAGAACCAGCUGAUUCCGCGUCGGCUUUCGAAAAUGGAACAACUCCGGCGACAAACUCGUACGAAGUUCAUCCAGUGUACGCGUCCGCGUUUCGAUUUGAAUCCGUCGGACUGAAUCGAUCCAGUCGUGGAUCGAUGCUCAUCGAAAAGUGGAUUUUCUCGAACAGUAAGCAGAAGUACGUUUUGCACGCGGAUGCUGACUGCUGCUGCUGCUGCUACUACUGCUGUUGGUGCUUGUCCGAUUAGUGGUGCGCGGACGGCCAAGCGUGUACGCGUGUGCGGUGUACACGGGAGACGUACGACGCAGUAUAGACCUAUACUACUGUGACACGUCCCGCGCGGUUCUUCGCUUGGCACGCACGGUGGUUUGUGACCAAAAGGGGUUAGAAAGACGAACAAAGGGAGGCGAGGAAAAAAAAGAGGAAAAGUAGAGUACGGGGAAGAUGUAGUGGUUCGCGAAUGACAGUACGGAGGAGGUGCGAAGCGAGAGCCUGGAGAAAGCGCGAGAGAGAGAGAGAGAGAGAGAAAGAGAACGAGAGAGAGAGAGAGAGAGAGAGAGAGAGAGUAAUGAUCGUGACGACGGUCGUGCGGACAAAUGAACACCUCGGCACAGCGUUUGGGAUAUUCCAAAAAAUUCUACUCGACGAGGAUUUCUCCUCGAUAACGAAAUGCUAAUAGUACAGAGGGUUCGCUGAAUGAAAGAUCUAACGAAUUUGAAAAAGCGACAAUCAAGACUCGGACAAAAGGCUUAAUUACGAUUUUCCACGGUUCAUCGAGCUCACAAAGAUGUGAGGAAUGAUCACGUGGGUGAUGGUCGGGCUGCUCCUGGCUGCGGAAACUUGCGGCAGAAACGUCAUCUCCGGAAACGGAAACGGAAAGGAAGAGACCAAGGGACAGAAGGACGGCUUGAAGGGAGUCACCGCCGAGGAGGAAGACAUCUACCGUCUAACGUGCUACACUUGCGUCAACGUCAGCGAUAACCAGAUGUGCAACGAAUGGGCGAUAGACACACCGUGUCCGGCGGGCGACCGGGACUUCUGCAGAUCGCUGCACAUUUUAGACAGCCGAGGGAAUAGCGUCUUGGUGAGUAAGAGCUGUGCGAGCAGCGCGGAAUGUGGUCCCGCGUCGGUCGGCUGCAUCCCGGUGGACACGCAGCAGGUCUGCAUCAGCUGCUGCGACCUGAGCUACUGCAACAUCGAGUCGCCGACGAACGCGACGAACGCGAUAUUCUCCCGUAAACGACGGGCCAAGUCGAAGUCGAAACGCAAACGACCCGGCAGGAACAACGGGGCGGGGAGCGAUCGGCGGAUUUACGGCGGCGGUGCUCUCUGGCUGAUGGCCUCGCUCUUCUAUGCAUAUCAUUGCUGAGGAACCAGCAACGCGGAAGGAGUCUAGUUAGAAGACACCAGGCAGCACGGGAUUAACGAUCCUCCGAAGCGGGCCACGGAGUAGGAGCGGAGGCGGGCCGAUAAAAACGUCCCGGGAGGCGAGCACCUUUUUACGCGUAUAAAACUCGUUACGUUACUUUGAGAAGCCAACUUUUUUCACCUUGUUUCCAUAAAUCCGCAUUGACACGCGCGUAAAUCGCCGCUUCCUCGAGGAGCACGUUCACCGGUUCAAGCUUGAUCCUCUCAGCCCGACACUCGACUAUUUCCUAUCGAACUAACGACUAAUCCAGCUCGUAUAUCUUCGACUGAUGGCGAAUCACCGUUGUCUAUACAUACUUUUCGUGUAUCAGGUGCGAACAUAUCUACGCGCGCACUCCUCUGCGAGGAAACUUUUUCGAAAAAUUUGUGCCCUACGUAUAAUAACCCCUCUCACUGUCUAUCCACGGAGAUAAAUUGCGAAUCGUGCAUUAUUACGCGAACGUGUAUCUCUCUUAGAUCGGCGUAAGGUAGCGAAUUUAGGAACCUUCUCAUCUUCCCGUUCGUUAACAGAGGAAUAAGAACUCGACUCCCGCGGGAACGGAGGAGGGCCGGGGAGUCAUCGUCCGGUAUAUUCCGGGCGCAAUAAGUCCUGUGCUGUCUGAAGUGCGUAUAGUUAACCGAGGGUCCGUUUCAAUGGCUCUCAGUGAUGGAAAAAGGAAUUGUUCUCUUCUCGUAGUAGCGUAGUUGCCAUGCCUUGUUAGAAAACGAAGCAAGAAAAAAGAAAACGAAAAAAAAAAAAACAGAAAAUAAAGGAAACACACGAACACACGAAAAAGGAGAAAGGUGUAAAGAGCUCGAUAGGGAUUUAAACGGAGCUCUGGUGCCAAAAGAGACGAAACACAGACGAAAAUCGUAUACCUUCCAUGCCACUAAUUUUCUAAAGGCGAUUCAUUUGUUUCGAUCGAGCACGUCAAUGCUAAUAUUGUUCCACGUUUUCCGGGCGGACGUCGAUAUAGAUAAAGGACGACGAGAGCGAUGGGAAAUGGGGAUGCAGAAACAACAAAAACCCCGUAUUGUUCCACGAAAAGCCUCGGAUUCGACACGCGGAAUUUCAUUUGGAUUCCUCCGAUGGAAAGAGAGAUGCGAAAAGAGAAAUGAAACGUUCUCUGCUCCCUGCUGAUUCAUUCAGAAUUUCAGUACCUGCUGGAACAACGAUCGAUCGUUAUCCUCAAGGCACUUGUUAAGUGAACCAGUAGCGAGCGAAUUCCCCGUACGCCACCGUACAUUUUCAUCCGAUAGACAAAGUGACGGAAAGGCUAUUCCUAUCGUUCAAUUCCUGCUCGCGGCUCUGUGUUUGCAUUCGAUUAUACCGCCUUUGUUAGUUGCCGCGGAAACCGACCCUCUGAAUAUUUAACCACUCUUAUGAUUGGACCAAUUCCGUAUCUUUCUUAAAGCCGAACGAGAACCCGUCACUGGGCCGUUGAACGCGCGCGGGACUUUAAUUAACCAGAAUCCUCGAUCGCCGAAAUUCAAAUGAAUUUUUAACUAUCCUAAUGAAAGGGAAUCCUUAAUUAUUCCUCCGCAACACCGCCAUCCCGUGCCGCCUUCAUACCGCCUUCUUCUUUUAAUAAUUUAAUUAUAAUUACCGUCCUCUUAAUUGCUACGCCUUAAUUACUCAUUUCAUCGAAUGCCGGUAGCACGACCGAGAACUUUUUGCCCCCAAGUUUAUCAGACGGAGCCGGUGAGUUUUCCGAGUGUAUAAUAAUAAGAAAAAGGAGAUGAAACCGAAAGGUAAGAAGGGGAUUAGGUUCAUUCCGAAAUCAAUUUCCGUUCGACUCUUAUCGUUCGAUUGUCGCGAGGAGCGUGAGGGCGUUCAGUUUUCAGUCGGUAACGAGUUUCUCAAGGGGAAAAAGUUGGAGUAGUAGGUACGCCGGGCACUGAACAAAACGGCCGGAGUUCUGCUCGUGUGCAUACAGCUCAGCAAAUACAUAUGCAAAUCAUGAAUUAAACGCGAGCGGGAUGGGCGCGCGGGGUUUGAAUUAUCGAUAAACUGGAAUUACUCGUACCUAAAAGCUGUUUACAUACCUAACAAACUCGCCUACUACAGACUAUUCACUGCUAUUACGAUUAUUAACAAUUAUACACGUAAAUAAAUGAAAUACAAAUGAAUAUAUAUAUUAUGAUAUAGAAAUUAUACAUUGUUUCGGCAUGAAGAUGUAAGAAUACUGUUGGUAAUGAAAUAAAGAAGACUAUAAUUGUCAGACUGGCA
Ceratina calcarata is the source of this 3948-nucleotide messenger RNA. RefSeq lists its product as uncharacterized. The record is from RefSeq and is a predicted model, not a curated record. The transcript is spliced from 7 exons. Gene Ontology annotation, molecular function: acetylcholine receptor regulator activity. Bases 1108 to 1680 code for a protein of 190 amino acids. Lineage: Eukaryota; Metazoa; Arthropoda; Insecta; Hymenoptera; Apidae.